Perca flavescens (yellow perch) is the source of this 983-nucleotide messenger RNA. Its product is annotated as serine protease 27. The transcript is spliced from 4 exons. NCBI's taxonomy places the organism in Eukaryota, Metazoa, Chordata, Actinopteri, Perciformes, Percidae. Gene Ontology annotation, molecular function: serine-type endopeptidase activity. The record is from RefSeq and is a predicted model, not a curated record. Gene Ontology annotation, biological process: proteolysis. Bases 1 to 963 code for a protein of 320 amino acids.
AUGUUUAACUCUCUCCUCUUCUGUCUGUCAGUAUGUGGAAAGGCUGUACUCAACACCAGAAUUGUGGGAGGUGAAGAUGCGCCUCCAGGAAGUUGGCCCUGGCAGGCCAGUUUGCAGAAUGAUGGUAGUCACUUCUGUGGAGGGUCCCUAAUCAACGAUCAAUGGGUGCUGACAGCCGCUCACUGCGUGCCAUUUAUUAACCUCGGAACUGUAGUGUAUUUGGGCCUCCAAAGCCUGCCGGGUCUAAACUUGAAUGCAGUGUCACGGCAUCUGAGUGUGGUCACAUCCCAUCCUUCAUACGGCUUAGCGACCAACGUCAACCGUUUCGACAACGACCUGUGUCUCCUGAAGCUGUCGGCGCCUGUGAGUUUCACGCACUACAUACAACCGAUCUGCUUGGCCGCAGAAAACAGCACUUUCAACACCGGGGUUGAAAGCUGGAUCACUGGUUUUGGUAUUACUGAUAAUGGUACAGUUGCCAACAUCUUGCAGGAGGUGAUGGUACCGAUAGUGGGAAACAAUCAGUGCAGAUGCACCUAUAGUGAUCUUACAGGGAACAUGAUGUGUGCUGGGGUCCCAGCUGGAGGGAAGGAUUCAUGCCAGGCAGACUCAGGGGGGCCAAUGGUGACCAAACAGGGGUCUACGUGGAUCCAGAGUGGAGUUGUGAGUUAUGGUAAAGGCUGUGGCUUACCCGAUAUUCCUGGAGUUUACACCCGUGUGUCCCUGUACCAGGAAUGGAUCAGCAGCGUUAUCGCUGGCAGCAACCAACCCGGCUUCGUCGAGUACACCUCUGCAGGAGUUGACAGCGACCAGUUCUUUGAAUGUCCAACAACAGCACCCCCACCACCCACCACACCUGAUGGUGGUAGUGUGUUUGACAGUGGUGAAAGCAUGAUCCACUUCUUCCGCUUCCCCUCACUCUGCCUUCUAGUUAUUUCGCUGUAUGUGCUGGGCGGAGCAUAACAGAGAAAUGUCAAACUACA